This is a messenger RNA of Hydatigera taeniaeformis, 3327 nucleotides long. NCBI's taxonomy places the organism in Eukaryota, Metazoa, Platyhelminthes, Cestoda, Cyclophyllidea, Taeniidae. The record is from the annotation of a GenBank genome assembly.
AUGCAACCGGGCUCCAGCCAGGGAGCGACUGUUAUUCAGGUAUCGAAAAAUCCCGUGACCACCCACACUAUCAUCCAACAGAACAGCCAACAUCUCCUUGUCGGUAAGCUAGGUGCCACUGCGUCUGCAACGGCAGCUGCGGCUGGCGCUACCGACGCUUCUAGUUUGGUGACCGAUUCUACCACCAAUGGAGCUGUUCAGACCCUCCUUCCAACUCAGUACAUCGAGACAGCAACUGAACAGACUGUCUACGCUGCCACCGCUGUCAGUGGCGGAGGCGUUGCCGGUGGUGGCGGCGGCAGUGCAAGUGGCACCAGUACUGGCGGAGCUAGUGGUGGAGGCGGUUCAGGUCAAGUGCAGUACCAGGAGUAUGCACCGAUUAUCUACACUCCUGUAUGUGGCAGCCAAACUUACUACCAAACUGUUGGUGGGCAGCAAGAUGAUAAGAGAAGAGAAAAUUGCUUUAAACCCACUCAAAUUCCCCUGCAGGUUCUUGCUAGUUCGGGCUUCGGAGGAGCUGGCGGAUCUAUUGUCGGUGCUGCGGCUGCAGCGGCCGCUGCUGGUGUUAGUGGUGGUGGCGGAGGAGCCACACAAAUUGUCACUCACCAGGGCACAACCUACAUCCUCCAAAGUGCCACUGGACCACUUGAAGAAGAUGCUACUGCCCUGUCCCACACCGCCAAGGCCAGUCCUGUCACUGUUCAGUGGCUAUUAGAAAACUAUGAGACAGCCGAAGGUGUGAGUCUGCCUCGAAGUACGCUCUAUUUCCACUACCUACAACAUUGUCAUGAGAACAAGCUAGAACCUAUGAAUCCUGCUUCCUUUGGCAAGCUUAUCCGUUCUGUCUUUCUGGGACUGCGCACCCGCCGCCUGGGGACUCGGGGUAACAGCAAGUACCAUUACUACGGUAUUCGAAUCAAGCCCUCCUCGCAGUUAAACCACUAUGUGGAGGACCCAGCCUUUGCCUUGCGUCAUUACCCAAACUACCAUCGGCAGAGCAUGGAAGUUGUGGCAGAGUGGAAGAGUCUCACUGGCAAAUCCACAGCUGCCUCGGCAGCCUCUAGUGCUGUUAACGCCAAUUCCUCUUCUGGUGUUUCGGGAGGAGUGAGACAGAGUUCUGCUUCUGUUAGUGGCAACGGUGGCGCCUUCGGGGAUAGUACUGUCAGUGGCGGUGGUAGUAGUUUGGGGAGUACACGGACGCCCUGUGUUGUCAGUGGUCAAACCAGACACCAGCAUGCGCAGUUUUUGGGUGAAGCAACCUCAGCCCUUCCAAACUUGAACGAGAUCUGCCGUUCAGCUGGACUACCCAUUCCUGGCUCAGAAGAUGUAGACUUGUCUCCGCGCGUUCGAAACGCUUCGGGAUCCUCCAUACCCUCUGUGAAGAAAGGACCGUCGUCGACAGCAGCGGGAACAUCCGGUUCGACAUCGGGAGGAGGAGGAGGAGCGGGAGGCGGACUGGACGGUUUACCUACCAAAGAUUUAAUCAAAUUUGCCAUCCUCUAUGCCCAUUCAGCGGGUAAUAUGCUUGAUGCUGUGGUAAAUCUUGACUUCUCCUCUAUUGCUGGUGCCUGGAAGGCCUUUUGGCGAACUGGAGACUGUAGUGAGGAUUCGGUGUUUGAGAAGACCCUUUCAAAGGAACGAUUGUACGCCCUAUCCAAAAACAUCGUGGUGCAUCAAUUUAUUCGCCUUUACGACCACACAUUCUACCAAUCUCUGGCCGAGGUGCUCAUUCCUAACGUCUUGCGUCCUAUUCCCUCCUCCCUCACUCAGGCUAUUCGCAACUUUGCCAAACAUCUUGAGGUGUGGAUGCGUGAGGCCCUGCAAGAUUUGGAUCCUGUGCUUCUGCGUAUCAAACUAGGCGCGGUCUCGGCUCUGGCGCAGACUCUGCGUCGCUACACUAGCCUCAACCACCUCGCUCAGGCGGCGCGUGCUGUGCUCAAAAAUCCCACCCAAAUAAACCAAAUGCUCAUCGACCUCAGUCGUGUUGACUUCAAUAAUGUACAGGAACAAGCUUCGUGGGUGUGUCAAUGCAGCGACGCAACAGUUGCCCACCUGGAACAGGACUUCAAAUACAUUCUACAGAAGCAGUCGAGCCUGGAAGAGUGGGCACAGUGGCUGGACACUGUAGUGACAGGAAUACUGCGUCCUCUGGAAGGGAACAACCUCGCUUAUGCUCGUGCCGCACACCAACUUAUCCUUAAGUGGUCCUUCUACAGCUCCAUGGUCAUACGUGACCUCACACUACGGUCUGCAGCCAGCUUUGGCAGCUUCCACCUAAUCCGACUGCUCUAUGAUGAGUAUAUCUUUUACUUAGUGGAGCACAAGGUUGCCGCUCAUCUUGGCAUGACCCCGGUGGCGGUGAUGGGCGAAAUGGGAAGGGCAGUGACACGGCCACAUUGCAACCUCUCCCGUGCCACUGCGGCCGCUCUCGUUGCUCCCGCUGGUGCCUCUACGAUGGAGUCUCGACGCUCUCGUCAGGAUCUUCCAGCUACUUCCUCUUCCUCCUCCUCCUCCUCCUCCUUCUCUAACACCACUGUCACUGGAAGAGGCAAGCUGGAAGCAGUUUUGACAGCUGUAAAAGAAUCGGUUUUACCUCGUCAAAUGGUGGAAGGAGAGACUGAAAUGGGGGUUGGGGGCACUUCUGAAGCGAUUUUGACCUCAGCAGCAACAACGACUUCAGACCUUGAGGAGGCCCCAGGAGAACCUGAUGAGGCAGCAAUUUGUGAGGCGUUCGAGACCGAGGCUGUCUUUCCACGUCCAUCUUCCUCCUCACUCUCCGCUGCGGUUCGACAAGCAGAAGUGGAGACAGUCGUGGGUACAGAAAGGAUGGUGGAGGAAUUCCUGGACGGCGAGGAGGUGGAGGAGGAAGAGGAAGAAGUGGACGAAGACGAUGGAGACGAGAAUGAGAACGAGAAUGCCAUGCUCUGUCGUGCUCAUGAAUCAGCCCUCCUCAAAGCCGCAGAGGCUGCGGCGGUAGAAGCAGCGGCAGCAGCUACACAAAAGACACCAAAUGGCGAGGUUGGCUUUGCAGGACAGUUGAAUUUGGAGAGAGAGGAGGCUGGGAAGUGUAUGAAAGUAGAAGAAUCCGAGUCACAGUCACAGUCACAACAUGAAUGCUGUGACUCUCCUCCGCCCAUUGUCGCGCACGCUACACCGGUACGAAAGGUAGUCCGGGUGACAACUUUUGAGGAGGAUGGCAGUCGGUCUACACCCGGUUUGAGUGCCGAGCAGUCAGUGAGUUUGGGGCCCUCCAUUGCUUCUGCAGCAACCACCAGUGCGACCUCUCUGAUCAUUCCUUCGGAGGCAAAGCGUCCGCGUCUGACUUGA